Molecule: messenger RNA, 5229 nt
Organism: Micropterus dolomieu (smallmouth bass)
Lineage: Eukaryota; Metazoa; Chordata; Actinopteri; Centrarchiformes; Centrarchidae
Product: disks large homolog 1-like
Exons: 24
Coding region: 78-3350 (1090 amino acids)
Biological process (GO): neurotransmitter receptor localization to postsynaptic specialization membrane; chemical synaptic transmission
Cellular component (GO): postsynaptic density membrane; neuromuscular junction; neuron projection
Molecular function (GO): protein binding
Source: RefSeq, a predicted model, not a curated record
UCUGUAAUAACAGAUAACACUGUGACAGCGACGCAGACCGACACAAGCCCGGGGGGAGGAGGACUGUGCGACUCACCAUGCCUGUGCGACAGAAAGAUGCUCAGCGAGCCCUGGAGCUUCUCCAGCAGUACCGGGUCAAACUUGACCAGAGACAGCAGAAUCAGAGCCUGACCAAACAAGGCCCUGUGGAGGAAGACCACCAGCUCCAGCAGUCUCUGGACAGAGUCAUCAAUGUUUUCCAAAGUCAGCUCUUUAGUGCUCUGCUUGACAUUCAGGAGUACUACGAGUUGACCAUCUUUGCAGACAGCAAGUGCUCUGUGGACCAGACAGAAGGUCCAGGGGACCAGACACACCAUCCAGGGAACCUCCCUGCCUCUUGUAACCUGCCAACAGAGCCCUCAAUUCAGCCACAGCCCUCCUCUGGUCCCCUGAGCCCCCAAGCUUCUGGAGGAUCGUUUAAGCCAAAGCCUCUGACACCCAAACCCAAGUCAAUCAAAUCCCCUGCCCCUCCAAUCCCAUCUGGAACACCUACAACAAAGCCGUCUUCCCCAACUACACAGUCCAUUACACGGUCACAGUCAGCCAAGGUUAAGUACCGUGCUCCUCUCCCUCCGGUCCAGCUGGGACCCUCCGAAUCAUUGGCAUCAGAGACUCCUAAGCCGUCUUCUCCUUUUGUUGCCACAUCCCCUAGAGCCACAGAGAGCAAAAUAGAAACCCCCACUGGCUCCAUAAGAAGUGGAGUAUCACUGAAUGGAACAAAGGCACAUCUCACUGCUACCAACCCUGAUCUUUCUUCAGAAACCACCCAUCCACAAAGUUGUUCUGUCUCUCCAGACCUCAACUUGGUGACUGUCUCAGCCCUCAUCUCCAGCACCAUCCAAGGCCUUGUGUCUCCAGCCACUCCAGACAAACUUACCCCUACAAGCAGUAUUCCUAGCACUCACCCUGGUCUCAACAGAGUCACUGGCAAUACCAUAAUCACUACAGCUCUUGCGACCAGCAAGGACCCAGGCAUAGUCACUGCCAGCACGAGUCCAACUAGCCCCAACCAGGGAAGAUUUACCUUCAGCAUCCGCAGCCCUAAAGUUCCUCCAGGAGCUUUGACAAAAGGACCUCAUCUGAGUCCAACCAGCCCAGGGCCACCAAAAGUCACCUCCACUAGCCCUAUCCAUGGUCCCGCCAGCCCCAGGCCAGCUAACAGCCUACUGACCCCCAACAAGGCCAACCCCCCUCCAGUGGUGGUCAACACCGACAGUGUCGACACCCCCCCAUAUGUCAAUGGAACAGAAGCAGACUAUGAGUAUGAGGAAAUUACACUGGAGCGGGGUAACUCAGGCCUGGGAUUCAGUAUCGCGGGAGGGACAGAUAACCCACACAUUGGUGAAGACCCCUCUAUCUUCAUCACCAAGAUUAUACCUGGAGGAGCCGCAGCCCAGAAUGGACGACUCAGAGUAAAUGACUGUAUAGUCCGGGUAAAUGAGGCAGACGUCAGGGAGGUGACCCAUAGCGGGGCUGUGGAGGCCCUGAAAGAUGCAGGGGGUCUGGUGAGACUAUGUAUACGACGCAGGAGGAGCCUCACCGAGAGAAUCAUGGAUAUCAAGCUGGUCAAAGGGCCCAAAGGUUUAGGAUUCAGUAUAGCAGGUGGAGUUGGAAACCAACAUGUCCCAGGGGACAACGGUAUCUACGUGACUAAGAUCAUCGAGGGAGGGGCUGCACACAAAGAUGGACGGCUACAGAUAGGGGACAAACUUGUAGCUGUGAAUGCCUCCUGUUUGGAGGAGGUAACUCAUGAGGAGGCAGUGGCUGCCCUGAAAUCAACUCCUGACGUUGUUUACCUCCGUGUGGCCAAACACACCUCCCUUUUUAUCAAUGACAACUUCCCCCCACCCGACGUCACUAAUUCGUACUCCCCACAUCAAGACAACCAUAUAAGCCCCUACAUGAGCGGCAGCCAGUCUGUAAGCCCUGCACCACUGACAACACCCAGAUACUCACCGCUGCCAAGGGCCAUGACUGGAGACGACGACGUCACCAGGGAUCCCAGGCGGGUGGUGCUCCAGCGGGGAUCCACAGGUCUUGGUUUCAACAUUGUUGGAGGGGAAGAUGGAGAGGGAAUCUUCAUCUCCUUCAUUCUGGCUGGAGGUCCAGCUGAUCUCUGUGGGGAGCUACAAAAGGGAGACCGCAUCCUUUCGGUGAACGGUGUGGACCUGUCCAGUGCAACACAUGAGCAGGCAGCCGCAGCUCUGAAGAAUGCAGGACAGACCGUUACUAUAGUAGCACAGUACAGACCUGAGGAGUAUAGUCGUUUCGAGGCAAAGAUCCAUGACCUGAGGGAACAGAUGAUGACCAGCAGUGUCAGUUCCAGCUCUACGUCGCUCCGCUCCACACAGAAACGCACACUUUACGUCAGAGCCUUGUUCGACUACGAUGGAAGUGCGUCAGAUCUGAGCACGCCUAAUCAGGCCCUGCCAUUUCAUUUUGGGGAUAUCCUCCACCUGAGCAGCGCUGGCGAAGAGGAGUGGUGGCCCGCCCGUCACCUCAGCCCCCCGCCUCCCAACUGCCCUGAAGUGGGAGUCAUCCCCAGCAGAAGGAGGGCAGAGAAGAAGGAGAGGUCGAGGUUAAAGACGGUCAGAGUGACGAGGUCUCAGGACAGAUCAGAUCAGGAUGAUAAAGAGCUGGUAACCUCUGGCACCAGCGAUAGUGAGAGUUGUUCCUCUGGCCAGGAGGAGACCUUCCUCACUUACCAACCUGUCAUGCAGCAGGAAGUUAAUUACACGCGGCCAGUCAUCGUGCUUGGACCAAUGAAAGAUCGGGUCAACGAUGACCUCAUCUCCGAGUUCCCUGACAAGUUUGGCUCCUGCGUCCCACACACAACGCGGCCACGGCGAGACUAUGAGGUGGACGGCAGAGAUUACCACUUCAUGUCCUCCAGAGAGCUCAUGGAGCAGGAGAUCCAGGAACACAAGUUCAUAGAGGCUGGACAGUAUAACAACCAUCUGUAUGGAACCAGCAUACAGUCUGUCAAAGAAGUCGCUGAAAAGGGUAAACACUGUAUACUGGAUGUAUCAGGGAAUGCUAUAAAGCGUCUCCAGAUGGCAGGCCUCCAUCCCAUCGCUGUCUUCAUUAGACCACGCAACGUUGACAACAUCCUAGAGAUGAACAAGCGUUUCACUGAGGAGCAGGCGAGGAAGACCUUCGACAGAGCUGUCAAACUGGAGCAAGAGUUCACAGAGUUCUUCACUGCUAUAGUCCAGGGCGCAUCUCUAGAGGAAGUAUAUUCGCAGGUGAAGCAGGUCAUUGAGGAGCAGUCUGGUCCUUACAUCUGGGUGCCCACCAAGGAGCGACUCUGAAUAAACACACACACUUAACAUGAUCACACACAUUAAUCUGUCAACACACUCCUACUUCUCUACUUUUCUAUUAUCAGCCUGCUUCCUCUCUCUCUCUCUCUCUUUUACACACACAAAAACACACAUUUACACAAGCACAUAUUGUUAGACGAGGCUGGGACUAUCUUGGACUGCUACUUCCUGAAGUGGGAGGAGCUAAAGCCUGUCCAGCAGCCUAUUGGUGGAUCUUCCUACAGCUCGAUUCCUUAAUGUUUAAGGAGGUGGUUCAAAUCAAGGCAACAUGUACCAUUAUCUGAUUUGAUUUCAUUAUUGUUGUUCUUAUUGUUGUUGUCGUUGUUGUUUUCAUAUUAACGAAGGGUAAUGCAAUCAUGUAUGGGUUUGUAAUGAUAAUAUUGUCACCAAGAGGCAGACUUUUGCACGCUGUAGCUUUAAGAGCAUGUUUUUGGGACAAAACCUUGAUCUUCUUCCGUCUGUCUGUCUUUCCUGGCAUUGGCAUUGCAACUAGCAUUGCACCAGUUUUUUUAAAAUCUUUUAUCUUUUCUAUCUUUCUCUCAUAUCCCACCUCUUCCUCCUCCCUUCUUUAGACGGUCUACUGACUUUAGCUAUGAGGUGAACACUUUACAAUGUGCCCCCAGCAUUUUGGUACUAAGGGCCAAAAAUGAAACUGCAUAGUUUAGAGAUGUAGCAAGAAAAUAAUCAUAAGUACGAUCAUAAGACACUUGUUGAUAUUUCUUGUAACAAGCAGAAAGGCCCAAUCAAAACUUAUAUAAAAAUCUAAACUAGAUUGCUUAAAAAAGAUUAGUAUCUAGUACUCUACUGCCAAUUUGUUUUUGGAGGGCUAAAACAAAAUUUAGUAAAUAGGUCUCAUAAUGGUCCUCCUCCAUUUGGAGUCCUGGGCCCGUAUUUAUUAAAUAUCUGAGAAUUAUGCUAAAGAACAAUUUUAAUAGCCAGUUAUUGACUAAAAGUAAAAUUUAGGGCACAUUUAUCAAGUGUCUUACUCCUACUUGCAGCGAAGUGAGUAACCUUUAAGAGCGACAUUCAAGUAAUCAAAUCAUCAAUUACGUGUUUGCUCAGAGUAGAACCAGCCAAUCAGAGACAAGAAUUUAUUGCCCUAUUCAUUAUUUUUAAAAAGCUUACAUUUCAAGGUGAUGUGUUAUUCUGCAAAAACAUAUGUAAUUGUAAUUUAUUAAAGUAAAUUGUGUUUGUGUGAAAUCCUAAACUAAAAUCUUUUUGAAAUGGCAACAAAAAGGGGUACACCAGAGAAAAGAGAUAUUGGCAAUUCAGUGCCAUUGACAUGUGUAGAUAAUGAAGAUGCAUGGAAGGAAAACAAAAGAAAUGCCAUCUUUACUCUUGCUGUUUACAACCUGAUGAAUGCUUGAAACAAAAAGAAGAAAAAGUCAUGUAAAAUCCUAUUAAAUGUUUGAAUCAAAUACACAUAAUAGGUAAAAUCUACCAUAUUCUGAAUUAAACAUAUUGUUUCAGCUAUGACCAAUAAUAUUUUGUACAGUCCCUCUAAAAGACUUAAAUGUAAGAGUAUUUUACGUCAAAAGAAAUGUCAUAAAAGCUUUAAUUUUAAGGCUGGUAGGAGUAAAAGUAAAAGUCCAACAGUGUGAUAAAUACGGCCCCAGGUCCUCAGUUUAAAAAAAAAUACUUGUUUUACCCAAAUCUUUGUCCCACAAGGGCUUCUCUUCCUCCCCUCCUCCACCUCUUCCUCCUCUCUGUCUCAUGCCAUCAUCUCUCUCCCCCUCUCCUUCUCCACAUUCACAGUGUGACAUUACUUGAGCACUCCAGCAUUAAACAGUGUAUCAUCUUCUUCAUCAACACUAUCAUCACAAUCAUAAUCAUCAGCAUCAUCAUUACAGCUUUCCUUCUUACUGUA